Bacillus rossius redtenbacheri is the source of this 4717-nucleotide messenger RNA. Its product is annotated as nose resistant to fluoxetine protein 6-like. The transcript has 13 exons. NCBI's taxonomy places the organism in Eukaryota, Metazoa, Arthropoda, Insecta, Phasmatodea, Bacillidae. The record is from RefSeq and is a predicted model, not a curated record. The coding region runs from base 565 to 2883 and encodes 772 amino acids. Gene Ontology annotation, molecular function: acyltransferase activity, transferring groups other than amino-acyl groups.
CACGGUAUUUUGCUGCGAUCAGGCAAUAUUCUUUAAGCAAGCCAAAAAUUGCAUGCAAAUAUUUCUACAUUCCCAGAACUUAUUUUUUACGGGUUUACUGUGUAAUAUAUGUCAGUUUAGUUUUCAGUUUUGCAGCUCAAUGUAGGUUCUAGUGCAUUAAAUUAAUAAAUUUCAGUAAAUGUGAUGACAUCCCUUCGAAGAGGUACUUGGGGCAUGCCACGCCUGCCACCUCAACAAUGCUUCGCCAUUGGGCUGACGUGUUUUGCAAAAUAUAUUUUUGAUGUAAAGGUGGUGAUAUACAGGUCACGUUUUAGCUGCCAGGUCUAGGUUUCAAAUGAAACUGGUUUCAGCCUGAGACACCUGACUCCUGGCACGGGUAAACUUGACAAAAACAUAUCUGGAAAACCUUCGACGAUAAGCUUGUAAUGUUUCGAGGAGCAGGUUCCCAGGAACCAGUUACAUUUCAGAUACCUCGUUCAAGUUGGCGCAUCGGACAUCGACGGGCGAUAGGCCCCAAGCAGUCCUGCGCGAAGCGCAGCCCCAUGACCAUUGCCCAGGUUGCCCAUGGAGCUGUUUCUGAGCGCCUCCCUCCUGCUGGGCCUGGGCGCCGCCUCGGCGAACACGGGCGCCACCAGCAUCGACGUCAUCUUGCAGAGGUUUCUGGGCCAGCCUUUUGCUCCGGUCUCUGCCAACAUCUCGGCACCUUGUAGGGCCCACAGCGAGUUCUACUUGCAGGAGUUGAAGAGCUACAAGCAGUGGGCUUUGAAGAUGUACGAUGCAUCUGCGAAGCUGCAGUCGGGUUUGAUGACUGGGAACAUGUUCAACUACGGAAAUUUCGACCAGUGCAUGCUGGUCAAACCGGACACUGAGGCGGGCUUCGCUGGUCAGCACUGCACAGUGGACAUCAGGCUUUCCCUGGGAGAGAACUGUACGUGGUGCGGGCUUGUGAAGGACCAGAAAAAAUUUCUGCAGAAAAUUCUGGGAGAGGACGCCUACCAGGUGCUGUUCAACUACGCGAUGGCGUGGGGGUUCUGCGUGCCGUCCUCGUGCUCGGCGGAGGACGCCCGGCGCACGGCGGCGGAGCGGCUGGCGCCCCUGGCGGCGCUGGGCCUCGUGCACGUGCAGGUGGUCGCCAAGCCGCGCAUGUGCCGCAGCGCGCUGGCCGCGGCCCCCGGCUUCUCCGGGCCGGACUACGGCUUCCUAGCUUUAAUGAUUGUACUCGUCACACUUCUGAUCUGCGGUUCCUUCUUCGAUAUUUUAACUCGGAAGUUAAAAUACGAUACCAGCCAAGAUAACACUGCAACGUCAGUUCUGAAAUCGUUUUCCAUUUUUAUGAACGGGCACGAAAUGAUAACGGCUAAAACAAACAAAAACCACGUCGGAUGUCUGAAUGGUAUUCGAUUCAUCAGCGCAGUGUGGGUGAUUCUGGGACACAAGCUGGUUGGACUCAUGCUGACGAACACAGAGAACUGGACAGUUUUCUUGGAAAAUCGGUUCUCGUACAUGAGGAUGUUCCUGCACAACGCAUUCGUGGCGACGGACACGUUCCUGCUCGUGAGUGGCUUCGUGCUGAGCUACACCGUGUUGCGGUACCUCGACAAGACGUCCACACUCAACAUCCCGAUCUUCUACCUGGAAAGGUACCUCAGACUUACGCCAGUUUACGCAGUCAUAAUAUUUUUCCACGCGACGGUGAUGGUCCACAUGGGCUCUGGACCGAGGUGGUUCCACGCCAUGCAGACUGAGCGGGAAAACUGCUUGAAGUACUGGUGGAGCAAUUUGUUGUACGUCAACAACUACGUGGGACAGUCAAAAAACAUGUGCCUGGAGACGGGCUGGUACCUCGCCGUCGACAUGCAGCUGUACGUGGCGUCGCCGCUGCUGCUGUACCCGCUGUGGCGUCGCCCGCGCGCUGGCCUCGCCCUGCUGGCGGCCCUGCUGGCGGCGUCCGUCACCGUACCCGCCGCCAUCACCGCCACCUACCGCCAGCCCGGCCUGCCCUCCUUCAACCUCUUCAAGGGCACGGACUUCGUCUUGAAGACUGGGAGGUACUACGACCAUUUCAACUUGCUGUACACUCCAGCGUACGCGAGAAUGGGCCCGUACGUGCUGGGGCUGGGUCUGGGAUACCUGAUGCACCUCUUCAGGAACAAGGAGAUUAUUCUGUCAAAGCUCACGGUGCUGGCGGGCUGGACGGCUUCAGCCGCACUGAUGCUGACCAUCAUCUUCGGCUGCAGAGGGAUGUACCUGGACAUCACGGAGUACGACGUCGUGGAGGCUUCCGUCUUCGGCGGCUGCCACCGCACGGUGUGGGCCCUGGCCGUCGCCUGGGUCAUCUUCGCCUGCGAGAAGGGCUACGGGGGACCUGUAAACAGUCUGCUGUCUUCAGAUGGAAUGGCCAUUAUGAAUCAGUUCACCUUCAAUAUUUACCUGUGUCACUGGACCUAUCUGCUCUUUGUCUUAGCUACGGAACAAGUACCGUAUUACUACAGUAACUUCAACAACGUAAGAGUAUACGUUGGCGAUUCUCUUAUGGUUAUAUUGAUUGCAAUCGUCAUUACUUUAACAAUAGAAAUGCCGAUAAGGAACGUUUGCAAAAUUUUGAUAAACAAAGGACUAAGACACAAGAAGCAACAAGGGAACACAGACGUCGCGAACAAAGUACCUCCACCAAUCACGAAGGGUGUUGGCGCUAAUCAUACCAAUUAUGGCGAGGAAGUGGAAAUGUCUACUGAAGCCAAUGGAAACUCGGCUCACGUAGAAGAACCUAAGCAAAACAAGAAUCCGUCCUUACAACCUGCUCGAUUUAAUGUUCAUCACAGUACAGCUACUUUGCACGAAAUCCUACAGAAACGAAUUUUAGAUAACAUGGAAGUCAGAUAAACACCAAAACAUUGUUAAGCUUAAUUUACAUUAGCUCUGAAUGAGAGAAUUAGUUGUUUCUGUGUUGCAAAAUCAGAUGGUUUUAUAAUAAUAUUAUUUUGGAAAAUGUAAUUGGUUGCUGAUUAUGUAACUUCUGGUGCAGAUAGUUAAUAUUUCCACUGUUAAAUUGAGGGCAGUAUUCUGGUUUUCACAUUCUCCUCUUUGAAUUAUUCCCAGUGUUAAAUUAGGUUUGCUAAUUAUCACUGUGUUAUCAGCAUGCGCAUAACUGCGAAACGCCACUCUUGUUUGCACCAUUCUCCAGUGAAACUCAUGAUAGUCUGGGUUCUUAGGGUAUUAUUUUAUUUAUGUAAAUAUAAUAAUCACGUUUGAAAGUUAAAAAAUAAUCACCUUAUUCACGUCCGACUGAGUUUCGUUAAUUUGUUUCAACUGAUUUUACAAUUUUGAAGCCAAGACUUUAUUGCUGAGUUAAAAUUCAUCACAGACCACUGUUUUUUGAAAGUAACAACUGAAAACUUUAGAAAACUUAGAAUUAAAAAAAAUUAGUUUUGCUAGUGUUGAAAUAAUUAUUUUAAGAUUAUUUGCUUUUAUAAAGUUUUAUUUGUUCAAUAUACUCAAAAUAAAGUCAAAAACUACCACACAAAAAAUAAACAGCCAUUAUAAUGAAAAACAAUAAGUACACCAUCCUGUGAUUUGAAUGGGAACUUCCUGUUGCUAUCAACUGACGGAAGAGAGACACAAGUGUUUUGUCUUUGAAAUUCAACUUCUCAAACGUAUCCAAAGAAGAGUAAUUUCAUCGUAAUUUUUAAGUAAAUAGUGAUGAAUAGAACCACUAAUUUUUAAGCGAUUUUUCUGCAGAAUCGGGUUAACGUGAGAGCUUAGAGAAUUGAAAGCUAGUGAAAUACAUGUGAAAUGGGAACUUUGUUAUUAUUUUUUUAGUUGACUGUCGAUUCUCUCGCUUAUUCAUUCUUUCUUAAUUUUUAAAUCAACUCCUUUAUAUUUUUCAUAUAUAAAGAUGGACGCUUUGUAAAUAUGAUAUUUGUAUUUCUAAAAUAUUAUUUUAAUUGCUCCAUUCCUGUUCCUAAUAUUAGUAAAAAAUUAACCUUAUUAAUAAAAUUAUUUAAAAAAUUUCCUAAGGUUCGAAAAAUUAUCAACGAUCAGGUACUCAAAAGGUAUUCUAGAAGAUAAAAAUAGCAGCCCAGAAACAUAGUACACAAACAAAUAUCUAAAUAAUUACUAUGUUUCUAUCUAUUGUAUCACAAAGUACAAAUUUGCAUACAAUUAUUUAAAAAAAUAUUUUGUACAAGAUACUUCUUUCUAGGAAUGUAAUGAAAAACAAGGAACAGUUAAAGUUAAGUAUGGUUGAAAUCACACAAUGCAGAAUUCCAGUCAACUCUCGUGCGAGAAUCUUACGCAGUUGUCACGUGAAAUCAAAUAUUAUCGUUAGUAAGUCACUCCUUAAACAAAUUGCAUUCGAUAACCUCUACAGUGUAGUCCACCACUUAAAAAUCUACACACCAGUUUAGUAAUAUGAUGAGAGAACAAGUGAGUUGAUUAGCUCUACUAUGAUUCAAGAAUCAGAAAACAUUUUUAGGAAAAGGAGUUCCACGUUUCAAGACAUAGGAAACCAAAUACUCAUCCAGCAAGACGGCUGUAUUAUUAAAUGAAUUGUUGCUAAGUCUCUCAUUUAAUUGUUGGUUUCUCAUAAAACCGAAUCCACACCAACUAAAGUAAAGAUAAAUAAGUGGGGCUCAUCUUAUGUUCCAGUACAAUGAAAUUAGCUUUAUCCUUUAGCUUUAACAUUUUUAUCACAAAUGCAAUAUAUUUCUCAUAAACA